Messenger RNA from Rhodotorula graminis WP1, 1908 nucleotides. RefSeq lists its product as uncharacterized. The transcript has 2 exons. The record is from RefSeq and is a predicted model, not a curated record. NCBI's taxonomy places the organism in Eukaryota, Fungi, Basidiomycota, Microbotryomycetes, Sporidiobolales, Sporidiobolaceae. Bases 1 to 1293 code for a protein of 430 amino acids.
AUGGCCGAGUCGCCGCCAACUGGCCGCUCCCGCUCUGGCUCGACCGGCCUCGGUCGCCCCGCCCUGCCCCUCGCCAUGCCGCCCUCGUCCUCCUCCUCCCCCCGUGACUCGCAGCAGGCCACGUCCCCCUCGAGCGCACUCUCCCAGUCCCUCAAGGCCUUUGCCGACCUCGCCCUCCACGACUCGACGAGCCCCGCCGCCCGAAACCCGCUCGACUCGGCAGAGUUCCGCGAGGCGUUCCAGCACGCCCGCCGGGCCAGCUUUGGCGCGACCAACACGUCGUCCGCGGUCACUACCACCACCACCACCCAGCCGAACACGGUCCCGGCCCUGUCGACCUCGCCCUCGUCGUCGUCCGAGGCCGGCUCAGUCCCGACCCCGUCGUCCUCUCCGCCCUCGAGCACCCUCUCGCUCCCCAAGACCCGCUCGGGCGCGCCAACCUCGACGACCGCGAGCACCAAGGCCGUUCGCGCACCCUCGUCGACCCUCGGCGGCGUGUGCGAGCGCCCCGAGCUCGAGUUUGAGCAGCGCGGCGGCUCGCUCGCCCUCGACGACGACGACCUCGCCGCCGACCCGUGCAUGUCGGCCCCGGCCGCACGACACAUCGCGCCCGCCGUCACGCCCCCGGCGGGCUCGGCGGCCGCGACCGGCGGCGGCAUCUUUGCCGGCGGCGCGCGCUGGGGCUGGCCCGGCACGGUCGCCGGCUCGGCCAACGCGGGCCCGCUCAGCCCGCCCGCCGUCGAGCCCUUCUCGCUCGGUCACGGCCGGCGCGGAUCGUUCUCGUUCGGCGCCGGGUCGAGCACGGCCGCGUCGGCGGCGGGCAUCCAGGCGUCGACCUCGCCCGGCGCCGCGUCGUCGUCGUCGAGCUCGGCGGCGACUGUCCUCGCGACAAGCCCGCCCGCGGCAGACCCGCUCCGCAUGAUGCAGCCGCUUGGAAGGGUCGUGUCGGCCGGCGCGGCGCUCCAGACGGCGCAGGACGGCGGCAAGAACGGCGUCGGCGAUGGACUCGGCCUGUUCCGCCGCUUCUCGAUCAGCGGCAUCGGCGCGCGCAAGAACCGCGCCGUCCCUUCAUCGCCUCCGUCAAGCGGCUUCUCAGCCCAGCCCGCCCCGACCCUCCUCGAGCCGACGCACGCCACCCUUCCUCCUCCCGUCCCGACCUCGGCGAGCGCGACGGCCGAGCCGACGCGCCGUGGCAGGACGCUGAGCCCGCCGGUCGGUGCGGCGGCAACGGGCACGAGGGGCAAGAGGAGGAUCAGCCCCAUGGGCGAGAAGAUCCUCCGCGGCGGGUACUAGGCGCGCCGAGCAGCUCUCACGCGCUCGUCGGCGUCGCGAGAAGAGCACAGGCGCCGCGACGGCGCGUCGCCGGACCGCAAGAGCAGGCUCGAGCGCUCCGACGAGCGCCAUCUCCCCAGCCUCCUUCCUCGUCCCUCCCUCUCGACUCUCCCGCAUCUCUCCUCGCUCGCUCGGGAGCACCCACUCUCUCUGUCACCUUGCCCUCUCUCGCCAUCGACCUCGCCCUGGCUCCCUCGCCGCCACCCAUCUCUGUUAUUGUACACCUCCUCAGCCCGACCCUCCCUCGCCCUCACGACCACCUCACGACGUCGACUCACCUCUCGACCACCUCUCGCUCCCCCCGUCUCGUCCUUUAUCAAGCCGGUCCCUCGAAACAAGCCUCAAAAGACGGUCAUUCUCUCCCGCCUCCUUGUCUAGCUCUCCCCUCUCCUCCUUCGUGUCGUUACUUCUCCCCUCGUCCGUGUCCUACUCGUCCUUCCUCUGUCAUUGUCUCCCUCCUGGACUAGCCGGUCUCUCGUCCCCCUUCUGCUCGUCGUCGCCUUCUCUCGUUCGCCUGCCCUUUCUCUCCUUCUCUUUGUCUGGAAUCAAACCUUGUCGGUACCUGUCGCGCAGCAG